This is a messenger RNA of Oncorhynchus tshawytscha (Chinook salmon), 2575 nucleotides long. It is a transcript of the gene tgm5l, whose product is annotated as transglutaminase 5, like. The transcript is spliced from 15 exons. Gene Ontology annotation, biological process: peptide cross-linking. NCBI's taxonomy places the organism in Eukaryota, Metazoa, Chordata, Actinopteri, Salmoniformes, Salmonidae. Gene Ontology annotation, molecular function: protein-glutamine gamma-glutamyltransferase activity. The coding region runs from base 98 to 2146 and encodes 682 amino acids. The record is from RefSeq and is a predicted model, not a curated record.
AGUGGGUGGGGCAGAGGAGACUGUUUAAAUAGGUAGAGAUGGAAAGUGUUCCCCAUAUCACUAAAACAGUGAGCCUUUCGAACAGGAGCACACACAGAUGGAAGAAUUGAGAAUCCAAUAUGUCAACCUGGAACUUCAGGGCAACCAUGAGAGCCACUAUACCCAGGGGUUCAGCUCUAAAACCCUGGUGGUGCGGAGAGGAGCACCCUUCAAAAUCACCCUGCUCCUGAAGGGACGAGCCUUCAACCCACACACCGACACCCUGAUGUUCAGAAUCCUCCUAGGUCGGCUGUACGCAGAGUUCCCCGUCACCUUCUCCAAGCAGGGAUCCCCCUCCCGAUGGAGUGCCUACUUCAACCCCAAAGGCCUGAACCCCAACUCUCCCUCUCUGUACAUAUCCAGCCCUGCCUCUUCCUCCAUAGGGCGCUACAGUGUUCAGCUCCACGUGCUCACACAGCAUGGUCAGAAGGGCUACGUGGUGGGAGACUUCGUUCUCCUUUGCAACCCCUGGUGCAGCGAGGACGCAGUGUACAUUCCCUUUGAAGACCAGAGAGAGGAAUAUGUAAAUAAUGACUCUGGUUUAUUGUACAUGGGGACCCCUAAAAACCUUGAAUCAAGACCUUGGUCGUUCGAUCAGUACGAGCCAGAGAUUUUGGAUAUUUGUCUGAAGCUGCUCCAGGUCAGCCCGCAGCACGGCAGGAACUUGCAGAAGGACUACCUAGGCCACUCCGAUCCUAUCUACCUCAGUAGGGUGGUGUCUGCCAUGAUCAACUGCGAGGACGACCGAGGAGUCCUGAGAGGGAACUGGUUGGGCGAUUUCAAGAACGGGGUGAACCCCUCCAAGUGGACAGGAAGUGCGGAUAUUUUGAGACAGUGGGCCAAGUCCAAGUUCAGCCCAGUGAUGUACGGCCAGUGCUGGGUGUUUGCUGCUGUGAUGUGCACAGUCAUGAGAGCUCUUGGUAUUCCAUCCCGUGUCAUCACCAACUUCAACUCAGCCCAUGACACCAACGGCAACCUGGUCAUCGAGGAGUUUUACUCUGAGACGGGCAAGAAACUACCUCACAGUAAAGACAGCAUAUGGAAUUUCCAUGUAUGGGUGGAGUGUUGGAUGACCCGGCCAGACCUGGGUGCAGGAUUUGACGGAUGGCAGGUUUUGGAUCCAACCCCGCAGGAGAGGAGCGGAGGAAUCUUCUGCUGUGGCCCAGCCCCAGUGAAGGCUAUCAGAGACCGGCGUGUGGACCUGGUCUACGACAUCCCCUUUGUGUAUGCUGAGGUGAAUGCUGACGUCCACACGGUCAUUGUGAAGCGGGGCCAGGUGCUGAGUUCCAGCAUAGACACAGAGAGAGUUGGUUCCCUCAUCGUCACCCAGACCAUAGGCUCACCAAGGCCCCAGAACAUCACAGGGAACUACAAACCCACCAAAGCAGCCAUGUCCUUACACAGAUCAAAGUGUGCAACAUUUUCAGGAGAAUCAACACAUAAGCGAGGGUCAACCCGGGGCCUCUCAGUGUCUCUGAGCCUCCUUAAAGUGCCUGUGGCUGGGGAAAACAUAACCUUCACAGUCAUGGUCACCAACACGGACAGCAUCCCCAAGGUGCUGAGGGAGCAUGUCAACGCUCAGACCAAGAAGUACAACCGUAGUCCCUCGGGCACCUUCUGGGAGGUCCACAACUUCGUCCGGAUAGCGCCGCAUGAAGCUAAGGUCAUUCAUCACCUGAUCGACCAUGCCCAGUAUGAGUCUCUGAUGGGAGAUGACUUGGUCAACCUGGCUGUGGUCAUGGAGGACGAGUUCACUCAGGAGAGAGUCUUGGCCUCAGAGGAGUUCAACAUCACCAGCCCUCAACUCUCCAUACAGAUUGCAGAUGAAGACUCCGUCAUGCUACACAAGGAGCACACUGCCCUCGUAGUCUUCUGCAACACCUUCUCUGUACCUGUGAGCGGCCUACUAACCGUGACUGGCUCUGGUUUGAUCGAGGGGGGAAUGCACUCAAGGAUUCAACUGUUCAAGCCAGGGUGCACUAUGGAGAGGAGCUUCAGUUUCAUUCCGAGAAUGGUGGGGAAAAAAAUGUUGCAGGCUACUCUAGUCCUCAAAAACAACUCUGCAAAAAUUGUAGGCUACAGAAUGAUCUCUGUGAAGUCAGCUUAGUCAUUUUGCAAUGAUUCAGGUGGUGCUAAUAAAUAUAAUUUUAUUUAAGGUAGGAAUUUCAUGUACAACUUAAGUAUUAUAUAUAUUAUUUAUAUUUAUGUAUUUUUUAACUAAAACAUGUAUUUCUUUUGUUCUCAUAAUAACUUUCUUUGUUGUUUGAUGUUUAUGAUAUAGAUUUUUUUAUUUAUUUAUUUUAAUGUAUGAUUGGUAAUCACUACUUGAAUAGUCACUUAUGACUUUACAUAAAAUUAGGUUUAAUUAGUCAAUUGACAUUGGCCUGUGAACAAGUUAAGGUUUCUGGAGUUUGUUUCAUUUAGUUUGUUUUCAGUUUGUUUCAAGUCUAUUGAAUUUAGUUUUUAUCAAAUGAAACCACUUUUUAUACAAAUCUGUAUACAAAUCAGAUAAAUGAAUUCUGAGUGACAAAGCUUA